UAUAAGAAAUAAGUCGUUGUGGCAUCAAUUUAAUGUCUGUUUAAUAUUGAAAUAAUUAUUGGAACAGAAAUAAAUCUUUAUUGACAAUUGGUUUCUUCAUCAUAAUUAUACAAAAUGGGUUUGACUAAACAAUAUUUACGCUGGGCAUCGGCUGGAAAUUUUAAUAUUAUUGCAAGUGCUAGAUGCAACAUUGUUUUUGUUACUCUUGAUGGACAAGAGGGUAGAUAUGUUGCUGUUGCAGGUUGUGAACACAUUCUCAUAUGGGAUUUAAGAUUAGGAGAAAAACGACAAGUGCUGUUAGGAGAAAAAAUAGAAGUGACAUUCUUGUCUGCUAGUCCAAAUAAUAUUCAUCUUGCAGCUGGUUAUGCUGAUGGUACUAUUCACGUAUUUGAUUUAAAUACUGGUGAUGUUGCAACUGUUUAUUCAGGUCAUAAAUCUGCUAUUUCCACUUUAUGCUAUGAUGAAAUGGGACAUAGGCUUGCGUCAGGAAGCAUAGAUACUGAAAUAAUUGUGUGGGAUACUGUGGCAGAGGCUGGACAAUGUCGUCUCUCUGGUCACAAAGGAAUAGUUACUCAAGUUAAAUUUAUGAGGGACUAUAAUAUACUUAUAUCAUCUUCAAAGGAUACAUUUAUUAAAUUGUGGGACUUGGAGACUAAAAGAUGUUUUAAAACAUUGACUGGCUACAGAACUGAGGUGUGGGCAAUGACUUUGAUGAAAGAUGAUAAAUAUUUAAUAACUGGUAGUAUUGAUUCCCAAUUAACUGUUUGGAAAAUAUCACAGAAGAAUGAAGACACAAAUAUUGAAAAUGGUAUACAACAUCUUUCUUUAGAACCAGAUAACCCAGAUGCAGAAAUAGAGGAUAAUACUUGCCCAAUAGUAUGUUCUAAGUUAGGAGUGAUUAUGAGAUCAAGCAAAGGGAGAGUUGUAUCAUUAGUACCAGAUAAAACUGGAAAAAUACUUGCAUGCCAUGGGGUGGAUAAUACACUAGAUAACUUUUACUUUUGUGAUGAUGAAGAAUCAGAGAAAAGGUUGAGAAAACGAAAGAAAAACAGAGAAAAAAAGAAAUUGUCAAAGAACCCUGAAAUGGAGAUGGAAAUUGAAAACAUUGAUGCUGAGGAAGUAGAUUCGGUAGAACUAGGACUCAAAGAUGAAAUAAAGAAACUGUCAUCUUUAAAAGUUGACUAUAAAAUAAAAUCUGUUGAUGUUGUUCUUGGAAGUGCUGGUGAAUUUCGAAUAGCCAUCAUACAAGCAAAUAACACUGUGAAUAUGUAUAGAUCUAAUAUUGUUGAUAAGCAAUCGGUUCCAUCAAUUUUACGAUCAAUUUCUUCAAUGGGUCAUCACAGCGAAGUUAGAGCUGUUUGUUUUAGCUCUGAUAAUCUUGCUAUAGCCUCAGGAAGUGCUGAAUCAGUAAAAGUUUGGAAUAGAACUUCACAAAUCUGUUUGCAGACUAUUGAGACUGGUUAUGUACUGAGCUUAUGUUUUGUACCUGGUGACAGGCAUUUAUUAAUUGGUUUGAAAUCAGGCGCAUUGCUCAUAGCAGACAUUGCAGCAGGGGAUGUUUUAGAAGAAAUACCUGCACAUUCUAAAGAAUUGUGGUCUAUUACAUUAUUACCGAAUAUGAGAGGUCCAGUGACUGGUGGUGGCGAUAAUACAGUGAAACUAUGGAAUUUUGAGUUAAUUCAGCCAGAAAAUGUGGAUGAAAAAGCAGCAAAGGCUAAAGUGCUUUCACUUCUGCAUACCAGAACCCUAAAACUUGAAGAAAGCGUGCUUUGUGUGAGAGUAUCUCAAAAUGGAAAAUUCAUAGCUGUUGCACUUCUUGAUUCUACAGUUAAAAUAUUUUUUCUCGACACUUUCAAAUUUUAUAUAUCUUUAUAUGGUCACAAAUUACCAGUGCUUUGUAUGGAUAUUUCUUCUGAUUCAACUUUAAUUGCUACUGGGUCAGCAGAUCGAAAUAUUAAGGUAUGGGGUUUAGACUUUGGUGAUUGCCAUCGCUCAAUAUUUGCACAUGAUGAUUCUGUAACAGGAUUACAAUUCGUUCAUGGUACACAUCAAUUUUUCACAAGCGGAAAAGAUGGAAAAAUUAAACACUGGGAUGGUGACACAUUUGACAAGAUUGCAACAUUGCCUCAAGGACAUAUAGGAGAAUGUCAUGGUCUAGCAGUGUCUCCAGCUGGUGGGCAUUUAGUUAGCUCUGGAUCGGAUAGAGUGAUAAGAUUAUAUCACAAAACUGAUGAGACAUUGGUGCUUCAAGAUGCAGCGGAAGAGGAACGUCAAGCUGAAGAAGAUGCAUCAUUAGCAACAGGGGAGGAAACUGCUGUCCAAGGAUUGCCUGGUUUAAAUUUGCCUUGUAGAAAAACAGUUGGAAGUGAGAAAGGAGCUGAAUCCAUUUUAGAAUGCUUAGAGGUAUCAGCAGCAUAUCAAAUAGAAUUAGAUGAAUGUGAGUUACUUCAACAGAAAACUGGAAAGUCUGUGCCAAUACCUCAACCGCCACCAUUAAUGCUAGCGUAUAAUGUAAACACGCCUCAAGAAUUUUUACUAGAUACAAUCAAAAGAAUUCGUAGCAGUGAUCUGAUUGAAACAUUACUUAUACUUCCAUUUUCUGCUGUUACGGAUAUAUUAAAAAUGUUGCCUACAAUGUUUAAUGGUGCUGAUAUUGAAAUAUUAUGUAAAGUUUCUAUAUUCUUAAUAAAAAUUCAUCAUGCACCUAUAGUAGCUAAUCAAACUCUACUUCCUGUGAUAAGAAAGUUAGAGAAAAAAUUAAUGAAAUAUACUAAUGAACUAAGGGAUAUUAUUGGCUAUAACUUGCAUGGACUACAAUAUAUCCAACGAGAUAUUGAAAAUACGGAGGGAGUGCUUCUAUUUAGAGAUGCAACUAAAGAAAAAAAUAUACGAACAAAGAAAACAAGACAAAGAGAAAGAGCUAAGAGAGCUUUUCUUACUUUAAAUACAUAACCAUGAUCUACAAACAUUUGUAAAUAAAAGUGAAAGCAAAUAUAAACCAAUUUAUAAAAGAAA
This is a messenger RNA of Ctenocephalides felis (cat flea), 3015 nucleotides long. Its product is annotated as WD repeat-containing protein 3-like. The transcript is spliced from 14 exons. Lineage: Eukaryota; Metazoa; Arthropoda; Insecta; Siphonaptera; Pulicidae. Gene Ontology annotation, molecular function: snoRNA binding; protein binding. Gene Ontology annotation, biological process: maturation of SSU-rRNA. The record is from RefSeq and is a predicted model, not a curated record. Gene Ontology annotation, cellular component: Pwp2p-containing subcomplex of 90S preribosome; small-subunit processome. Bases 115 to 2952 code for a protein of 945 amino acids.